ACAAGCCAGUUCACUGACGUGACGAAUAUCGUGGUUGGCUUGGGGCGCGUGUUCGUCCUCUCCCGCGGUGGCGCAGAUGGCAACACAGUUCUCUUCGAACUGCGUGAGAAGCCUUUAGAAGAGCGACUUGACGUGCUCGUCCAGAAGCGAAUGUUCGAGUGGGCUGCUGAGGUUGCUUUGUCCUGCAACGCAGCUCCUGAGGUGACUGCUGACCUGUACAGGCAGCACGGCGACGCCCUCUUUGAGAAGCGGGCGUAUGAUCAGGCACUCAGCGUCUAUGUCAAGACUGUGGAGUUGGGACUCCCUUUGGAGCCUUCUUAUGUGGUGGAGAGAUACCUUGAUGCCCAGAGAAUUGGCCAUGUGGCGCAGUAUCUCAAAAAGCUACACGAGAAGGACAUGGCCGAGCCAGAGCACACAGCACUACUGCUGAAGUGCUACACCAAGCUUAAAGAUUUCACAACACUGGAGGAGUUUCUCAAAACCACUCCGCCAUCUCAGUAUGAUCAUGCCACGGCCAUCGAGGUGUUGGAGUCAGCUUCUUACCAUGGGCUGGCCGCGGAAGUGGCGCAGAAGGUAGGCAGCCACGACGACUUCGUUCGGAUCUCGCUGGAGCAGUUCAAGAACUACAGCACCACAGUGGAGUUCUUACGCUCCUUGCCGCGUGUGGAGGCAGGACGGAUUCUGCUGAACUAUGGCCGUAAGCUGAUGCGCCACGCGCCGAAGGAGACCGUAAAGCUGAUUCGACAUGUUUGUGACCUCCGGUAUCCCAUGGAUGGCCAGGCCUUGCAGCAUCCUGCAGACGAUCAAGGUCCAACAGUUGAUGAGCUUCUGCCAGUGUUUGUGGAUGACCUGCAGCAGCUGGAGAUCUUCCUACGGUCCGUCCUGCUGGAUGAUGGCUGCCAACUACCACAAGCCCAGGCAGAGCGAUUGUUUCCCACGCUCUUGGAGUUGUUGGUGAAGUCUCACAGCUCAUUAGUGGCGGUGGGCGGAGACGGCCCUGGCGAGAACAAAGAGGCAGCCAGCCGUGUGUCUGCGGACAUUAUGCGGUUGAUCCGACAGUAUCCUAGCGAUGCUGCUUUGGCCAACACGCUGAUGGUUUGCCAGGUUUUUGGUUUUGUGGACGGCUUCUUCUACGCGGCGGAGAAACUGCAACGGCACCAGUUGCUGAUGCAGUGGUGCUUUGAGCACAAGGAUGCGAAGCGCCUUCUUGAGAUCUGCAAACGUUGCGGCCCUGCAGACCAGAGUCUCUGGGUGCAGGCACUCUCCUUCCUGGCCUCCCCAGAGAGUGGCGGCGGACACCUUGAGGAGAUGGGUGAAGUGCUGCGGCACAUCGAGGACAGUGACCUCAUGCCGCUGCUGCUCGUGAUCGAGACCCUUCGCUCCAGCAACGAGGUGACGAUUGGCGACGUGCGGCCGUACUUGCAGGCCCAGUACCGGCGGCUGGUCGAGUCGGCAGAGACGUCCCGGGCUAAAUCUGUCCAGGACCGUCAGGAGAUCGCCCGAAUGCAGCAGGAGAUUACGCAGCUCCGCACACAGGCCAAGGAGUUCCAAAACACCCGCUGCUUUCAGUGUGGUUUGACGCUGGAAGUCCCUGCUGUACAUUUCUUCUGUGGCCACUCGUACCACUCUUAUUGCAUGCCCACGGACGGCACAUGUCCCAAGUGCUCUUCCGGAGCUCUUCCCAAGCUUUUGCUGAAGGAGCAGCGAGAAGCUCAGGCCAGAAAUGCAGAGGACUUCUUCAAGUACCUCCAGGGUGGAGCGGGAGAUCGUGGAAUACAAGCCAUGGGGGAGUGGUGCAAGUUUGGUGCAUUUGAUGCCAGCCUGGCUGCCAUGGAUGCCGAGGAUGAGGAGGAUUGA
Messenger RNA from Symbiodinium pilosum, 1857 nucleotides. NCBI's taxonomy places the organism in Eukaryota, Dinophyceae, Suessiales, Symbiodiniaceae. The record is from the annotation of a GenBank genome assembly.